Messenger RNA from Morchella importuna, 1416 nucleotides. RefSeq lists its product as uncharacterized. The transcript is spliced from 7 exons. NCBI's taxonomy places the organism in Eukaryota, Fungi, Ascomycota, Pezizomycetes, Pezizales, Morchellaceae. The record is from RefSeq and is a predicted model, not a curated record. Gene Ontology annotation, molecular function: ATP binding; protein serine/threonine kinase activity. Gene Ontology annotation, cellular component: cytoplasm; nucleus. Gene Ontology annotation, biological process: protein phosphorylation; mitotic DNA damage checkpoint signaling. The coding region runs from base 1 to 1416 and encodes 471 amino acids.
AUGGUUAAAACGUUUAGAACUUUGGGCUCGGGUGUUCAGCUCGGUACUUCUAUCCCGAAUUGUAUUGUUCACGAAAUAGAAGCAAUUUUGAAGGCAGAUCGAGAAGACCUUUUUGCGAGGUUCCUGGGAUGGUAUCUAAGCGAUCGCGAUUGGAACACGGAUUUCGCAGUGGAAUAUUUCGAAGACGGAGACCUUGACAACAUUAUGGGUGCUACAUGGCUAAAAAUAAACGCGAGAUCAAUCACGCAGCAACUAACCUUAAGACGUGCUCCUCGCAGCCUGGGAUCCGAUUCCGUUGACUUCCCAGUGGAUCUAUUGAGAAAUAGUUCCGUAGCGGAGAUCAAGAAGAACCAUAUGGAGAUUUUAGAAUUCAUGAAGUCGCUAUUAGCGUUAACUCCGGAUGCGAGAAUAACAGUGGAGGAGGCAUUGGAGAGCCCGUGGGUCUUUGAAUUCAAGCAAAGUCAAUAUUUCUCUGACUAUGAACUCCCUACUACGUUCGAGCGCAACAAUAUCGUUCAUAGUCGUACAGAGUGGGGACCAGGAUCUAAGUGGACCCGAGAAGCAAAAAUCGGGUGCGGUGGAUACGGUACUGUCUGGCUUCAAAGGUCUCAUGGUGGUAGUUAUGAAAGGGCUGUUAAAGCUAUUCAAAAUAAAGGCGUCGAUUCUUUGAGAGAGAUAGAAAUAUUGUCGAUGGUAACUGGUCGAAAUCUACAACCCUAUUUUGUAGAGUUUCUGGGAUGGUAUGAGAGCUUUGAUUCGAUAUAUAUCGCAAUGGAAUACAUCGAGGGUGGAGACCUUAGCAAAGCCAUCGGCACUCCAUGGCUCGCAGAGGCGGAAAACACAAAAGAAAUUACAAAACAACUCUUGGAAGGACUUUCUGCGCUCCACUCACUAAGAAUUUGCCACCGAGAUCUAAAACCACAAAGUGUGCUUAUCGCUUCCCGAAGUCCAGUACACGUUAAAAUUACGGACUUUGGGAUCUCGAAAUCUCAAAUUGGCACAUUUCUUCGAAUGACCUACGGAACCGAGGGUUACUACGCCCCAGAGAUGUCUAAUUUCCUACGGAGAGAGAUCAAGGGCUUCAAGGGGGGCGAUGAGUAUACUACUGCUGUCGAUAUAUGGGCCCUCGGGUGUCUACUACAUGAGAUGCUAACUUCGGAGCUUCCGUUCCUCCGUCGCACUACUACCUACUAUGAGGAUUCAAAUGAGAGUGGAAUUCAAGUCAACACGAUACCCCGUGAGCAAGACUUGAAAUUACUGAUGGAGUUCUGUGGGGGAAGGAAAGAAGAUUUGACGGAAUCGUUGGAGAGGUUUUAUUUGGAGGAGCCGGUGGUUGAACUUUUGCAAUGCCUACUGGUGCCACGUCCAGAUGAGAGAAUAUCUGUGGGGAAUGCUUUGAGUAGCUCCUGGUUUUGA